Molecule: messenger RNA, 1339 nt
Organism: Anopheles merus
Lineage: Eukaryota; Metazoa; Arthropoda; Insecta; Diptera; Culicidae
Product: opsin-1-like
Exons: 2
Coding region: 157-1272 (371 amino acids)
Biological process (GO): G protein-coupled receptor signaling pathway; visual perception; phototransduction
Cellular component (GO): membrane
Molecular function (GO): G protein-coupled receptor activity
Source: RefSeq, a predicted model, not a curated record
GCAUAGAAAUGCUCGAGUUGGUGCAGGGAAUUCCAGAGGGAAACACUCUUUUAGCUGUGCAGCUGAAGUAGUUCGUGUAACAACGAUUUUCUUCAGCUUAAAUAUAUUGUUUAAAGCUAAACCAAAACAACAUCAACCGUUUUCCCAAUAUUAGCAAUGGCUGCGUUUGUGGAACCUCACUUCGAUGCCUGGACGCAGAGCGGUGGCAACAUGUCGGUGGUGGACAAGGUCCCACCAGAGAUGCUCCACAUGGUGCAUCCCCACUGGAACCAGUUCCCGCCCAUGAACCCGCUGUGGCACUCGAUCCUAGGCUUUGCCAUCUUCAUGCUCGGAAUGAUCUCGAUGACCGGUAACGGUUGUGUGAUGUACAUCUUCACCAACACCAAGUCACUCCGAACCCCCUCCAACUUGCUGGUGGUCAAUCUGGCCUUCUCCGAUUUCUUCAUGAUGUUCACGAUGGGCCCGCCGAUGGUGAUCAACUGCUGGCACGAGACCUGGACCUUUGGCCCGUUCGCGUGCGAGCUGUACGCCAUGCUGGGAUCGCUGUUCGGCUGUGCCUCGAUCUGGACCAUGACGAUGAUUGCCUUUGACCGUUACAACGUCAUCGUGAAGGGUCUCGCGGGCAAGCCGAUGACCAACAACGGUGCCCUGCUGCGCAUUCUGGGCGUGUGGGUGUUCGCGCUGUUCUGGACUCUGGCCCCGCUGUUCGGAUGGAACCGAUACGUGCCGGAGGGCAACAUGACCGCCUGCGGAACCGACUACCUGACCCAGACGUGGCUGAGCCGCUCGUACAUCAUCAUCUACGCCAUCUUCGUGUACUGGCUGCCGCUGCUGACCAUCAUCUACUCGUACACCUUCAUCCUGAAGGCUGUGUCCGCUCACGAGAAGAACAUGCGCGAGCAGGCCAAGAAGAUGAACGUCGCCUCGCUGCGUACGCAGGAAGCCCAGAACACCAGCACCGAGAUGAAGCUGGCCAAGGUCGCCCUGGUCACCAUCUCGCUCUGGUUCAUGGCCUGGACGCCGUACCUGGUCAUCAACUUCACCGGAAUCUUCAAGGCUGCCCCGAUCAGCCCGCUGGCCACCAUCUGGGGCUCGCUGUUCGCCAAGGCCAACGCCGUCUACAACCCGAUCGUGUACGGCAUCAGCCAUCCGAAGUAUCGCGCUGCCCUGUACCAGAAGUUCCCGUCGCUAUCGUGCCAGGAUGCAGCACCAGUCGACGAUGGCCAGUCGGUUGCGUCGGGUGCCACCCAGGCCUCGGACGAGAAAGCUUAGAUCUGGACGAGUUUGUAAUAAGAUAAUAUGCAAUAAAGAAGCAAAGCAAGCAAGGCAAUGAAAUGCA